Messenger RNA from Trichoderma breve, 516 nucleotides. RefSeq names its product rdx family domain-containing protein. The record is from RefSeq and is a predicted model, not a curated record. The transcript is spliced from 2 exons. NCBI's taxonomy places the organism in Eukaryota, Fungi, Ascomycota, Sordariomycetes, Hypocreales, Hypocreaceae. Bases 1 to 516 code for a protein of 171 amino acids.
AUGGCUACAUCAACAUCAACAUCUGCAUCAUCCCAGCCGCUGCAACAUGCCGCCGUUACGGCUCCCCUGCCACGCAUAACCAUCCAGUUCUGCACUCAGUGUAAAUGGAUGCUGCGAGCUGCCUAUUUCGCCCAAGAACUCCUCUCCACAUUCUCCCUCUCCCUGGGCGAAGUCGCCCUCCAGCCCUCCACAGGCGGAACCUUCAUCGUCACAAUCCACCACCUCUCCCCAUCAACCUCAACCUCUUCAUCAUCCCCUCCAGCAUCCGUCCAGUCCACAGUUCUAUGGGACCGCAAAACAGACGGCGGCUUCCCCGAAACAAAGGAACUCAAGCGCCGCGUUAGGGACGUCAUCGACCCGUCCCGGGACCUGGGCCACGUUGACCGGAAUCAUCGCGCUGCUGCUCCGGCUGUGGAGGCCGCUCCGGUGAAGGAGACUGCUCCUGCUCCCGCUACCGAAGAGCCAGUAAAACAAGAACAGGCCUCAUCAACCAUUGUAUGCGAAGACUGCACUUAA